AUGCUGAAAUGUGCUUAAGUACAAUAGACAAUGAGUUUCUGAUCGGGUAAGAGAGGUUUUUGGGUGCGUGAGAGAGAAAUUUUGUGUGUGUGUGUGUGAAUGUGAGUUUUUUUUUUUUGCAUGUGAGAGUAUUUUUGGGUGGAUGUGUGUGAGAGUUCUUUUGGGCGAUGAGAGUUUUUUCUGGGGUGUGUGAGAGGUAUUUGGUAUGUGACAGUUUCUUUGGUGUGUGAGGUUUGUUGACGCGUUUUUUGUUUGUGACAGAGUUUGUUGGUUUUGGUGGGUGUGAGUUGUUUUUUUGGUUUACUCGCGAGAGAGAGGUUUUUAGGUGGGUGUGAGUUUGUUGGGUGUGAGUAAAAUGUUUUUUUUGUGAGUGAGAACAUUUUUCGGUCUAAGGUUUUCGGAUGUGUGAUUUUCUUCCUGUGAGUGAGAGGUUGUUUCGUGUGUGAGUAAGAGUAAUAAGAGAGAGAGCGCGAGAGAGAUGUUUUUGGGUGUGUGCCUAUUUUGGCCCGUGUAUGAGGUUUACUGAAGUGUGAGAAUGUUUGUAAGAAGUUUUUUUUUGUCACGAAAGAGGGGGAUUUUGUUGAUCGGAAUCUUUUUGGUGAGUCACAGAGGGUGGGAUCGCGAGAGGAUUUUUAGUGUGUGUGAGAGUUUUUUGUGGGUGCGUGUGAGGUUUUUUUUGGUGUGAAUGAGGUUUUUUUUUUGGAGUGUGGGAGAGAUUUUUGGGAAGGUGGGAUUUCUUUGGAGAAUGCGAGGGGAUAUUUGAGCCUAAAGUCGCCUUGCAGGCCUAAACCCAGCAGAUGAAAAGAAAUCCCAUGUGUUCUGUUUCCAGCGUAUUACCUCGUACAGCCUACUGGCACAGGGCCAUCGUGAGGCCGCUCGACAUCCCGACGUCGAGUUCUGCGGCCGGCAUCGUCCUGCGGGCGACGCUCGUCUGGAUCGUUUCCCUUGUCCUGGCACCUCCAGAGGCCAUCUUCUCUGACCUUCACGUCUUUAACGUUCCUUCCGGCAAUAAGAGCUUUGUCACCUGUGCGCCCUAUCCCCCUCGUGGCGAGCUGCACCCUAAGAUCCACUCCGCUGUCUCCUUCCUCGUUUUCUACAUCAUCCCACUGCUGGUCAUAGCGGUGUACUAUACCUUCAUCGCUAGUAGCCUGACGGGGAGUGUAUGCAAGCUGCCUGUGGAGGGGAAAACACAUGCAAGACGACAGGUCGAGUCAAGAAAACGCUUGGCCAAGACAGUGUUGGCAUUUGUGGCCCUCUGCGCCGAAUGCUGGCUGGCCGGUCACGCCAUCUUCUUAUGCCGCUCCUACCACUACUCAGAGCGAGAACCUUCAGAAGGAGUUCAAGGAGAACCUCUGCUGUUUCUGCCCUGAGAUCAUCAAAGCGUCCACGCACAGUCCAAAUCGUGACAUGCGCAUGACCUCUGCCACGCCACUGCGUGGCACGCUCAAGCUUUGACUUGCGUCUAAAUGUCCAUCGCAGAAACCCGUAUUGUCCUAUUACCGAUGUGUUUAUUGUCAUGAUUUUAUCUUUGUGUAAAUGAUCUAAAUUUCAGAUGAACAUUAAAGGAUGGAGUUUCA
Molecule: messenger RNA, 1577 nt
Organism: Phycodurus eques (leafy seadragon)
Lineage: Eukaryota; Metazoa; Chordata; Actinopteri; Syngnathiformes; Syngnathidae
Gene: grpr
Product: gastrin-releasing peptide receptor
Exons: 5
Coding region: 798-1370 (190 amino acids)
Biological process (GO): G protein-coupled receptor signaling pathway
Cellular component (GO): membrane
Molecular function (GO): G protein-coupled peptide receptor activity
Source: RefSeq, a predicted model, not a curated record